This is a messenger RNA of Lacerta agilis (Sand lizard), 2021 nucleotides long. It is a transcript of the gene DLD, whose product is annotated as dihydrolipoamide dehydrogenase. Bases 105 to 1631 code for a protein of 508 amino acids. NCBI's taxonomy places the organism in Eukaryota, Metazoa, Chordata, Lepidosauria, Squamata, Lacertidae. Gene Ontology annotation, cellular component: oxoglutarate dehydrogenase complex; mitochondrion. Gene Ontology annotation, molecular function: dihydrolipoyl dehydrogenase (NADH) activity; flavin adenine dinucleotide binding. The transcript has 14 exons. The record is from RefSeq and is a predicted model, not a curated record.
CGACUCGUUCCUGCAGGCGCCUCGGAGACCGCCGGGCGGAGAAGGGCGAACCUUGAAGGUGCUUCGCGCUGAGGCGGCAGCGACGCCGCCCGAACGAGGCCGACAUGCAGAGCUGGAGCCGCGUCUACUGCGCUCUCGCCCAGAGAAGCCGUUUUAACCGGAUCCAGCCUGGCUUACAAGGUAUAUCUGUAGUGCCUUUAAGAACCUAUGCUGACCAAGUUGAUGCCGAUGUUACUGUCAUUGGAUCUGGCCCUGGAGGGUAUGUUGCAGCAAUCAAAGCUGCUCAACUUGGUUUUAAGACUGUCUGUGUGGAGAAGAAUGCAACACUAGGAGGGACCUGUUUGAAUGUUGGAUGCAUACCUUCUAAGGCCUUGCUAAACAAUUCACACCUGUAUCAUUUGGCCCAUGGAAAAGACUUUGCUAGUAGAGGAAUCGAGAUUACAGGACUCAAAUUGAAUUUAGAGAAGAUGAUGGAGCAGAAAAGUGGUGCAGUCAAGGCCUUAACAGGGGGAAUUGCUCACUUGUUUAAACAGAACAAGGUGACACAUGUUUCUGGUUUUGGAAAAAUAACUGGCAAAAACCAGGUCACGGCAACGAAAGAUGACGGCAGCACUCAGGUCAUUAAUACAAAGAACAUCCUCAUAGCCACUGGCUCAGAAGUAACACCUUUCCCGGGAAUUACGAUUGAUGAGGAUACAGUUGUAUCAUCCACGGGGGCUCUUUCUUUGAAGCAAGUCCCUGAAAAAAUGGUGGUCAUCGGUGCAGGAGUCAUUGGUGUGGAACUGGGUUCAGUGUGGCAGCGUCUCGGUGCAGAUGUGACAGCUGUGGAGUUCUUGGGCCAUGUAGGUGGAUUGGGUAUUGAUAUGGAGAUAUCUAAGAACUUCCAGCGCAUUCUCCAGAAGCAAGGCUUUAAAUUUAAACUCAAUACUAAAGUUACCGGUGCUACCAAGAAACCCGAUGGAAAGAUUGAUGUUUCGAUUGAAGCUGCUGCUGGUGGCAAGGCAGAAGUGAUCACUUGUGAUGUACUUCUGGUUUGUAUCGGGCGGCGCCCAUUCACAAAGAAUCUUGGCCUGGAAGAUGUGGGUAUUGAACUAGAUAAUAGGGGAAGAAUCCCGAUCAACAACAGAUUCCAAACCAAAGUCCCAAACAUCUAUGCUAUUGGCGAUGUAGUUGCUGGACCGAUGCUUGCUCACAAAGCGGAAGAUGAAGGUAUUUUGUGUGUUGAAGGAAUCGCUGGAGGUGCAGUUCACAUUGACUACAACUGUGUGCCCUCGGUCAUUUACACACAUCCUGAAGUUGCCUGGAUUGGAAAAUCGGAGGAACAGCUGAAAGAAGAGGGGGUUGAAUACAAGAUUGGCAAGUUUCCUUUUGCUGCCAACAGCAGAGCUAAGACCAACGCUGACACAGACGGCUUGGUGAAGAUGCUCAGUCACAAAACAACAGACAGGAUGCUGGGAGCGCAUAUUUUAGGAGCAGGUGCUGGAGAAAUGAUUAAUGAAGCUGCUCUUGCAAUGGAAUAUGGAGCGUCAUGUGAAGAUGUUGCCAGAGUUUGCCACGCACAUCCAACUGUGUCUGAAGCCUUCAGGGAAGCCAACCUAGCAGCAUCAUUUGGCAAAGCGAUCAAUUUCUAAAGUAAAAGGAUACAUAUAACGCACAAAAGCAUAUUUUCCUUUGAAAACUGACAGAAGGCUUUGGGAAAGGCUGAGUCAUUUGAAAACUUCUGGGACUUAACUAAGUGAACUUUUCUUUUCAACAUGAGCUAUUUAAACAGAUUUGGGGUUGGGAAAUCACCCAACAGCUGUACAUUAAGUAUGUUUGGUUGUUUGUACAUUCUAGGUUUCUGCAGAAGACAAGCUACAGCAAUGACAACUUAAGGCUGUAGUGUGCUUUAAAAGAGUCCAUCAUGUACCUAGGCAAAAUAUAAUUGUUGAUACUAUCCAGUGUUGCUUUUCUGUCAUUGCCGAGGAACUGAUACUGUAAUAUCAUGAUACUUAAAAUAUGCCACUGUCACCUUUGCACAA